Messenger RNA from Rotaria sp. Silwood2, 1359 nucleotides. NCBI's taxonomy places the organism in Eukaryota, Metazoa, Rotifera, Eurotatoria, Philodinida, Philodinidae. The record is from the annotation of a GenBank genome assembly.
AUGGUAAAAAGUACUGGCGAUGUGAAGAUUGAUCAUGAAUGUGGAGCAUAUGUUCACACCACAUCCGAUGAUAUCUAUAUAACACACAACAAAGCACAACACAGCCAUUUUUCUGAUCCAGAUGAAAUCCUAAUUAGUCAACUUAUUGCAAAAAUUCGACAUCGAAUUUUGAACGAACAUUUAUCUGCUGGUUUUAUCUAUGAUUAUGAAGUUGCACGUGCAAAACUCACGCAAAGUCAAUUGGCUAAGAUGCCAUCAUUCAGAUCUAUAAAGUCUGCAUUAUAUUCGGCACGUUCGAAUACUGUUCCAACAAUACCGAAAACUUAUGAAUUUGAUAUUCUAAAACUGUACCGAAUGAAUGCAAACGAAGAGAAAUUUUUACUAGCUGAUCGUAACAGCUCACAAUUUGAUCGAAUUCUGAUAUUUUCUUCCAAUCGACAGCUCGAAAUUUUUUUUAACUCUGAAGUUAUAUUUUGUGAUGGUACAUUUGCUUCUUCACCACCACAAUUUCAACAAAUUUAUACUAUGCACGCCGUUUACGAAGAUGAAAAUGGCUUAGUGAAAUAUAUUAAGAAAAAUAUGUCAACGUACGCCACUGCUGUAUAUCCAUCUGUAAUGAAAUCGAUCGACAUUAAAUUAAAGCAAUUUAUGGAAAGCAUCAUAUUAAAAGAAGGUGAAAAGAUUCAGUUUUGCAAGAUUCAUGAUACUCAAGGUAUUCCAUUAAACUACGGCAAAGUUUAUUAUGCUGAACGACGAAAUAAUCGUAUUCACCUGAUGGCAACUAUCAAGAAAGGCCAAAAAGCAGUGGCUGGUGUAUUAACUGUUGAAGUGUUGUCAGUAGAGGAAGAAAUCCUAAAAAUAAUGGAACCUUGUCUUGAACAGUUAAAGACUGAAGGAUUUUGUAUUCCCUAUUUUCCACUUUGGAAUAGAUUAAGAAAUUUAUAUGACAUUCCACGAAAACGUGUGAGCCCUGUAGUCCAGUUGAUCAAAGAAAAGACUUUUGUGUCGAAAAAUCAUCUGAUUGAAGAAGAUUAUGAUAUUUCGAUAUCAAUGGAUGAAGAAGAUAAUGUAGCUCAAGCUGAUGAACGAAAUCAAGAAAACCACGAAAAGGAUAGUGUCUUUUCUGAUCAUGAGUCUUAUGAUCAGCGAUCCAUCAUCCAAGUUUCUACCGAUACUCAUCAUUUAGAUAACUUGGUUCAAACAGAAAACGAUAAUAUAACUAAAAAGCAAAACCGACUUAUUGCUCAACUUGCAAUGUGGAAUCAGUUCACAACUAUUUCUACUGAAACAAGAUGUAAACGUUCUUAUGAAAAAUCAUCUACAAUUGGGCAUAAAUGUGCAAAAAAGGCUAAAGAUUGA